GUCGUAAAGUAAGUAUUUAAUUUAAAUAUAAUUAUUUAAUAAAUGACAAUGUGAAACAUCUGUUUUGAAAUGACAAGAUCAUGAUGAGAGUGGGAGACACUGCAAUGAAUGACGAGGUAUGACGACGUGGAGAAUGAAUUGUUUUCAAUUUUCGUUCUACAAAUAGCCGGGUCUUAACCGUAAACAAUAGAAUUUUGAGUAAUAUUUCAAGUAUUUUAAUAAACAACUUUGGAUAUUUAAUUGAGAAAACAUGAAUUAUAGUUCAAGUGCCCGAAGAGGUAAACCUAAAAGGUUAGUGGAUCCCUCUAAUGUUUUCAUUCCACAAAACACGUACAUGCCAAAACAACAGGUUCCAACAAUUAAUGGUAUGGUUCCUGAGUAUGGCUUUAAUGUACCAGAACAACAGCCACCAUCAUAUGGCUUUAAUACGGCACCAAUGCAAAAUUCACCAUAUCUUCCUAACGAAGGCCAUGGAGAGCAAUAUUUAUCACCAGAAUUUGCAACACAGAUAUUGGCACAGCCAGUAGUUACAAACAUGGCUGUACAAUAUGGAAGUGCUUUAGUUGGAACGGGCAAACAACAAUUUGAAAGAUUUGUGCCAGUUACAGCUCUUAAAUAUUAUUUUGCGGUUGAUACAAAUUAUGUUUUUACAAAAUUAGCUUUGUUAUUUUUUCCAUUUGUCCAUAAAGACUGGUCUGUGAAGUACGAACAAGAUGUACCAUUGCAACCACGUUAUGAGAAAAAUGCACCAGACAUGUAUAUUCCAACAAUGGCGUUUUUAACAUACAUAGUUAUGGCUGGAUUAGUUUUAGGGACUCAGGAACGUUUUAGUCCAGAACAGUUAGGUAUAUUGGCUAGUUCUGCUCUUGCGUGGGGAAUCAUAGAAUUACUAGUGCACACAGUGAGUCACUACAUAAUGAGUCUUGAUACAAGUCUUUCAACAUUAGAUUUAUUGGCUUACUGCGGUUAUAAGUAUGUCGGUAUUAAUGCAGCUCUUCUGGUUUCGCUAUUGUUCCGAAAAUUUGGUUAUUACGUGAUACUGCUGUACUUCAGUGCAUCUUUAGCAUUUUUCCUUAUGCGAUCGUUAAAGUUAAGGGUUAUUCCACAGAAUCAUGGCUCGUAUACCGCUUCUGAUAACAAAAGGAGACUCUAUUUUAUACUAUUUGUAGCGGGCAUUCAGCCUAUAUUAAUGUGGUGGUUAUCGUAUCACUUACUUUAAUCAACGAUCAAUGUAAAGCGAUUGGAAAAAAAUGUUACAAUAAAACGAAAUGUGUAUAUUUA
Messenger RNA from Megachile rotundata (alfalfa leafcutting bee), 1281 nucleotides. It is a transcript of the gene Yif1, whose product is annotated as Yip1d-interacting factor 1. The record is from RefSeq and is a predicted model, not a curated record. Gene Ontology annotation, cellular component: COPII-coated ER to Golgi transport vesicle; endoplasmic reticulum-Golgi intermediate compartment; Golgi membrane. Gene Ontology annotation, biological process: endoplasmic reticulum to Golgi vesicle-mediated transport. Lineage: Eukaryota; Metazoa; Arthropoda; Insecta; Hymenoptera; Megachilidae.